AUGUUCCAUUCAAGAGCCAGAGCGAUCAAUCAAGCACAAGCAAACCUUCUUCGCCAUUGCAGCAAUCCCAUACAAGCCCAACAGCCAUACCACACUUUCCGUCCCAACAAACCCAAGACCAAGCCCCGCCGCGAACGACUUCACAGAGACACCACAAAGCUUCGCAGGCCCAUCCCUUUCGUCUCCGAUGUCAAAGAAGUUGAAGACCCAGAAGAAGGCUUGUCUCUCUUCUACGAGUACCACCAAAUGGGCUUCAAGCACGACUACCCUUCUUACUCUGCUCUUCUCUACAAGCUCGCUCGUUCUCGAAACUUUGAAGCCGUCGAGACCAUUCUCGGCCAUGUACGAGAUCGAAACAUUCAUUGCAAAGAUACACUUUUCAUUGCUCUGAUUCAACAUUAUGGGAAGGCCAAUUUGGUAGAGAAAGCCAUUGAGCUUUUUAACCAGAUGCCUUCUUUUAAUUGCGUCCGUACAUUGCAGGCCUUCAAUGCCCUCCUUAAUGUGCUUGUUGAUAGCGGUAGGUUUGUGGAAGCGGAUGAGAAUUUUGGUCGGUGUUCUAAAAUGGGUUUUCGGCCGAAUUCGAUUUCGUAUAAUAUUAUGAUGAAGGGGUGGCUUCAAAAGGGUGACGGGGAAGAAGCUUGCAAGGUGUUUGAUGAAAUGCUUGAGAAAAAAGUGCAACCUAGUGUUGUGACGUAUAAUAGUCUUAUAGGGUUUUUUGGUAGGAAGGGUGAGUUGGAGAAAGCUAAUGGUUUGCUUGAGGACAUGAAACAGAAAGGGACGUACCCAAAUGCUGUAACAUAUGCAUUGUUGAUGGAAGGUUUCUGCAUGCUAGGAAAGCAUGAGGAAGCAAAGAAGAUGAUGUUUGAUAUGGAGUAUCGGGGUUGUAAACCACGGCUUCUGAAUUAUGGUGUUUUGAUGAGUGAUCUUGGAAGGAGAGGAAAGAUUGAUGAGGCAAAAUCUUUACUUCAAGAGAUGAAGAAAAGGCGGUUUAAGCCAGAUGUAGUGCUGUAUAACAUAUUGAUUAACUUUCUGUGCAAGGAAGGUAGGGCUGCAGAGGCUUAUAAAGUCUUGAUUGAAAUGCAAGUUGGAGGCUGUGUGCCGAAUGCAGCUACAUACAGGAUGAUGGUUGACGGGUUUUGUCAGAUUGAAGAUUUUGAGGGAGGUUUGAAGGUUUUGAUUGCAAUGUUGACAAGUAGACAUUGUCCUCGUUUAGAAACAUUUGAAUGUUUGGUUACGGGUCUAGUAAAGUGUGGGAAAAUUGAUGAUGCUUGUGUUGUCUUGGAGGAGAUGGAAAAGAGAAAUAUGCAAUUUUGUUUUGAAGCUUGGGAAGCUCUAGUUGUGGAUGCUUGUGGUGAGAAUGUUGUUGCAGGGGAGGUUGUGACUGAACUAAUCUCUGUCCAUUAA
This is a messenger RNA of Prunus armeniaca (apricot), 1404 nucleotides long. Lineage: Eukaryota; Viridiplantae; Streptophyta; Magnoliopsida; Rosales; Rosaceae. The record is from the annotation of a GenBank genome assembly.